This is a messenger RNA of Amphiprion ocellaris (clown anemonefish), 1071 nucleotides long. RefSeq lists its product as uncharacterized. The transcript has 2 exons. Gene Ontology annotation, molecular function: DNA binding; protein heterodimerization activity; structural constituent of chromatin. The record is from RefSeq and is a predicted model, not a curated record. NCBI's taxonomy places the organism in Eukaryota, Metazoa, Chordata, Actinopteri, Pomacentridae. Gene Ontology annotation, cellular component: nucleosome.
UUGUCUGAAAUAUGUCUGGACGUGGAAAGACCGGCGGCAAAGCCAGAGCCAAGGCAAAGACUCGCUCCUCCCGGGCAGGACUUCAGUUCCCGGUGGGUCGUGUCCACAGACUGCUGAGGAAGGGCAACUAUGCGGAGCGUGUGGGUGCCGGCGCUCCCGUCUACCUGGCGGCUGUGCUGGAGUACCUGACCGCUGAGAUCCUGGAGUUGGCUGGAAACGCCGCCAGAGACAACAAGAAAACUCGCAUCAUCCCCCGUCACCUGCAGCUGGCUGUCCGCAACGACGAGGAGCUCAACAAGCUGCUGGGCGGAGUGACCAUCGCUCAGGGCGGCGUGCUGCCCAACAUCCAGGCUGUGCUGCUGCCCAAGAAGACCGAGAAGCCCGCCAAGUCCAAGUAAAGUCUCCACGAAGCUUUUAUUGUCUGAAAUAUGUCUGGACGUGGAAAGACCGGCGGCAAAGCCAGAGCCAAGGCAAAGACCCGCUCCUCCCGGGCAGGACUUCAGUUCCCGGUGGGUCGUGUCCACAGACUGCUGAGGAAGGGCCACUAUGCGGAGCGUGUGGGUGCCGGCGCUCCCGUCUACCUGGCGGCUGUGCUGGAGUACCUGACCGCUGAGAUCCUAGAGCUGGCUGGAAACGCCGCCAGAGACAACAAGAAAACUCGCAUCAUCCCCCGUCACCUGCAGCUGGCUGUCCGCAACGACGAGGAGCUCAACAAGCUGCUGGGCGGAGUGACCAUCGCUCAGGGCGGCGUGCUGCCCAACAUCCAGGCUGUGCUGCUGCCCAAGAAGACCGAGAAGCCCGCCAAGUCCAAGUAAAGUCUCCACGUCCUGCAACAAACCAACGGCUCUUUUCAGAGCCACACACAAACUCUCAAUGAGCAUCUAUCUAGGUCCUUUUAUGUAGGAAAAUAUUACAACUUGUAGCCUCAACUACUUUUGACUUAAUGACACAUGAAGUUAAACUGUGAUUCAGGCCGUUUUUGUACAACGGUAUAUCUGGCAAAUAAGUACUGCUCUCGCCAACUUUCAUCACUACAGUAGGUAUGAGUCCGUUUAAAUUGUUCUCCAAUAC